CUUCAGUAUAAAUUUUUUUCCAUCGAAUUUCCGAUUGAAACAGGCCGGAUCUCCUCUCCUCGAAUUCAGGCGACCCCAAAAUCAAUCUCCGAUGGCAUUGAGAUUAAUAUCGAUUAAUUUCGUAGCAAUUUUUUUAGUUCUGCUCACCGUCCAAUCAUUACCAUCGACGGCUCUGAUCGCCACCCCGGACCUCAAUCCUCCCUACCCUAAAGCCAUCUCUGAUUUGAAGGAAGCGAUUGUGAAAGGAUUAGGGUUUCAAGCGGAUGAUGUGAAGGUAUCUGGGUUUGAUUUGAGGGACGCGUUGGUGGGACGAUCUGUGGCUUACGAAUUUGAUGUUGAGAUUGAUAAUAAAGUUCUUCCGUUUAAGCUUUUGGAGGAUGUGAAUAGAUGGGAGUAUGUGGAUUUGCCGAUUUUUCGUGUGGAGGAUCCGGUGAGGCCUGGUGAGGAGAAUGGGUUGAUUGAGAGGCAGAAAUUGGAUAGCGGGUUGCCGGUUUUGGCUCCGUUUCAGUUGGCGGGUCCGAUGGAGCUUUGGAUUCAGGAUGCCAAGGACAUGAGGCUUUCACUGCCGCAUGAUGUAGAUGCGGGUGUGCUGAAGAAAAUAAUCUUAGCAGAUGGUGCGGUGGUUACUGUCAAGGGUGCUAGGUCAGUUAGCCUGCGUCAUCCAAUUGAGCUCCCACUUCCCUUGAACCGAACUCAGAAUGGUUUUGCCUCAGGUCUUCUAACUCUUGCAGAUCGUCUACGCCAUGCUUGCCGUGCCCAGGAGGCCCCACUUCUCUCCUUACGUAUUGUUGGUCCUACAUCUCUGGCAUCCCCUACCUCGUCAUCAACGUCUUCAAAUAAUAAGCUCAAGCUUAAGCGCCUUGCUCCAGGCUUAGUGGAGCUGUAUUCAGCGUCAAAAACAAAAUCUGUUGAAGCUGUACCCACUGUUGAUCUUGAAGGAGAAGCAACCGCCCUAUUAACUCCAGACCGAUUCACUGCAUUUUGGCCUCUGGCUUCCAUCAAUGGCUCAAAUUCUAACUUGCUUGGUUUUGAGGCGCUGCUCUCUUCAGUGCUCGGUCCAAAAGCUAAUAAGGAGGGUUCUUUCAAGCUGUUGAAGGCAGAUGUAUCCGCUCAGACUUCUGUGAAGAUUGGUUUUGGGGUGGAGAAGAAGUUGAAAGAAGGAGAUGGAUUUGAUUGGGAGGGAUUUCCAGAAUGGAGGACAAAGCCGGAGAGUAUGAGGAUGCAUUUUGAGGUAUUGGCCAAGGUCGAGGGGGACAAGGUUGUGCCCGAGAGAGUGAUGCAGGUUAAUCCUGUUAUUGUGGAGGAUACAGUGUCGCCGAACAUGCUCCUGGGGAACAUGACUAUGUCUACGACCCCUAUUGUUCAUCCUCCGCCCAAUCCAUUCAUGCUGUGAAUUUUGGUGUGGUUUUGUUGAAGCUGAGCAAAGUGUAAAGUUUUUUUUGUUUCUCUUAAAAAUUGUUACGCAACCAUGUAUAUCAGAUGGUGAAAGAAGUUUUCGCUAUAAAAACUAGUGAAAUGAGAUUAUGAAAAGAGUUUGGUUAGCCUGUGAUGUUCACUAUUCUUUGACAUUGAUUUUUUCCCUUUUUUUUUUUUUCAUGUUUUCU
Messenger RNA from Ilex paraguariensis (yerba mate), 1604 nucleotides. The record is from the annotation of a GenBank genome assembly. NCBI's taxonomy places the organism in Eukaryota, Viridiplantae, Streptophyta, Magnoliopsida, Aquifoliales, Aquifoliaceae.